GCAAUAUGGCGUCCUAUUUUAUUACUGUCAGUAGAUUACGGCUUCUCCUGGGGGAUGGUGCCAGGAGGCUACACGUCUCAGCUGCCCUCGGUGCCAAAGCUGAAGUGGCAAUGAGCCGUUUUGAGCCCAGCUCCACCAUUGGCUACAACAAAUUGCUCGACAACAUCAGCAUCGUCCGCAGAAGGCUGAACCGGCCCCUCACCCUGUCUGAGAAGAUAGUGUACGGACACCUGGAUGACCCAUCAGGUCAGGAGAUCGUGCGGGGCCGUACAUACCUGCGCCUGCGUCCGGACCGGGUAGCAAUGCAGGAUGCCACGGCGCAGAUGGCCAUGCUGCAGUUCAUCAGCAGUGGCCUGCCCAGAGUGGCAGUGCCCUCCACCAUCCACUGUGACCACCUGAUAGAGGCCCAAGUGGGUGGCGCUCAAGACCUGCAGAGGGCCAAGGAAGUGAAUCAGGAAGUCUACAAUUUUCUGGCUACAGCCUCGGCCCGGUAUGGGGUGGGAUUCUGGAAGCCAGGGUCCGGAAUCAUUCACCAGAUUAUCCUGGAAAAUUAUGCGUACCCAGGAGUGAUGCUGAUUGGCACAGAUUCACACACUCCCAAUGGGGGCGGGCUUGGGGGCAUCUGUAUCGGAGUGGGAGGAGCCGACGCGGUGGACGUCAUGGCCGGUAUUCCGUGGGAGCUGAAAUGCCCCAGUGUGAUUGGGGUGAAGCUAACCGGUACUCUUUCUGGCUGGACGUCUCCUAAAGACGUCAUUCUGAAGGUGGCAGGCAUUCUGACUGUUAAAGGCGGCACCGGUGCUAUAAUGGAGUACCAUGGACCAGGAGUCAACUCCAUAUCCUGCACAGGCAUGGCAACAAUCUGCAACAUGGGGGCCGAGAUUGGAGCCACUACCUCCGUGUUCCCUUACAACUAUCGCAUGAAGACCUACCUGGAGAAGACAGGCCGCAAAGAAAUCGCAGAUCUGGCUGAUGAGCAUAAGGAGUGUUUGGUUCCUGAUCCUGGCUGCCAGUAUGACCAGCUCAUUGAGAUCAACCUGAGUGAGCUGAAGCCCCACAUCAAUGGGCCGUUCACACCUGACCUCGCACACCCUGUGUCUGAGGUCGGAGCUGCAGCACAGCAGAACGGAUGGCCACUGGAAGUCAAAGUCGGUCUGAUUGGCAGCUGCACUAACUCCAGCUAUGAGGACAUGGGUCGCGCUGUGUCUCUGGCCAGGCAGGCGCUGCAGUGGGGUCUGAAGUGCAAAGCCCAGUUCACCAUCACGCCCGGCUCAGAGCAGAUCAGAGCCACGAUAGAGAGAGAUGGAUAUGCUAAGGUCCUGAGGGAUGUGGGGGGUGUGGUGCUGGCUAAUGCAUGUGGGCCGUGUAUCGGGCAGUGGGAUCGCCGUGAUGUGAAGAAAGGUGAGAAGAACACAAUUGUAACCUCCUUCAACAGAAACUUCACAGCAAGGAAUGAUGCAAACCCAGCUACACAUGCAUUUGUCACUUCACCUGAGAUUGUCACUGCCCUGGCAAUCGCCGGCACCCUGAACUUCAACCCGGAGACAGACUUCCUGACCGCUCCCAAUGGCGAGAAGUUCAAACUGGAGCUCCCUACAGGUGAUGAGCUGCCGGCACGGGACUUUGACCCAGGCGAGGACACGUACCAGCAGCCGCCUGCUGACGGAGGCUCUGUGUGGGUGGAAGUGAACCCGCAGAGCAACCGGCUGCAGCUGCUCGAACCCUUCCAGAGGUGGGACGGCAAAGACCUGGAGGACAUGCAGGUGCUGAUUAAGGUGAAAGGGAAAUGUACUACAGAUCACAUCAGUGCUGCUGGCCCCUGGCUGAAGUUUCGUGGUCACCUCGACAACAUCUCCAACAACCUCCUGAUCGGAGCGGUGAAUGUUGAAAACAGUGCCAUUAACAAGAUCAAAAACCAGUUGACUGGAGAAUAUGGGGGUGUACCUGACGUGGCCCGCGUCUAUAAAGCUAAUGGCAUACAGUGGGUGGUUGUGGGAGAUGAAAACUAUGGUGAGGGCUCCAGUAGGGAGCACGCGGCUCUAGAACCACGACACCUGGGAGGAAGGGCCAUCAUCACCAAGAGCUUCGCCAGGAUCCAUGAGACUAAUCUAAAGAAGCAGGGCUUGCUGCCUCUGACGUUCUCAGACCAUUGGGACUAUGACAGGAUCUGCCCUGAUGACAAAAUCUCUAUUGUGGGUCUCCAGUCUUUUGCUCCAGGGAGGCCGCUGACGGCUGUGUUGAAGCACGCCGAUGGCAGCUUGGAGAAAAUCCAGCUGAACCACACCUUCAAUGAGACCCAGAUUGAGUGGUUCAAGGCUGGCUCCGCCCUCAACAGGAUGAAGGCGCUCCAGAAAUAAGCAGGAAGUGGAGUCAGGGGGUGGAGCCAUAUUGGGGCUGGGUCGUGUAAAUAGUGGGAAAGAGUUUCAAGGGAGAGAAACCACACCUUUAGCAAAUAGUUCAUGAUCACCAACUUAUGUAAUAAAUUACCUAUGCACCCAUUACCAGUCAUACACAGACAUAGUCACGUACACACACAACAGAUCGCUGUAUGGAUUUAAUGUACACAUAACACACCACACACAUUCUCACACUCAGAACUACUGUAUUAUGAAUGUGUAGAUUCUAACCCCAAUCAAAAAGCACCUUGACACACAGAUAUGCAUAAAUUAGACUAUUUUUUAGUAUUGCACUGUACCUCACCUGUGUCAUGUGUGAUCAGCACUGUUUUGUUUCCAUAGUGAGAACAUUGUCACCGUUACUGUAGGCAGCAUGUUGCUAUAGACACACCCCCAGCCUGUGUUGCUAUAGACACACCCCCAGCCUGUGUUGCUAUAGACACACCCCCAGCCUGUGUUGCUAUAGACACACCCCCAGCCUGUGUUAGUUACAGAUGAAAGAUCUCUUGCUUUUCUCUUGUUAAGAUGUGCUGUGAGAGAUCGCAAGAGCGUUUGGAUCAGUGAAUCUGCUUUGGGCCGCCUGUGCUUUUGGUGUGGCUUUUAAUGGUCAGUGAGGGGUUACUAGAUCAUUAAUGUGUUACUGAAUGAAAUAUUUCACUGAAUUGGCUUCCAGAUCAAGAGAGGUCUGUGUAAUUCUUGACUCGUUGAUUAGUGAACCAGUUUGUCCAAUAUACGAGUUUUGAGUUGAAUCCAAAGUCACAAGUCAAACUGUAGUUUACUGAAGUGUCACUCCACAAAGAACAAGCAUGGUUUUCAUUAGAUUUCAAGGAUUGGACUAAAUUACCUCUUUUUAAAUAGAAAAUUCAAAUAAUUUCUGAUUUGCUUUUCUUUACAUUAUCAGUUGGAAAAGGCACCUAUCAACUGUGUGUGUGUCAUGUCGAUGACCUGCUAUAUGUGUGCUGACUCAGUUUCUGUCCUUUACAGUGGCCGUCUUGUCCUUUUUCAAGAAGCUUAAUGCAUAGUAAUGGUUUGAGGUCUGUUUUAGCACACGGAGCACACGCCACACACACACUCUUAAAUGCCUUAGUAAUUUAGGUUUUCUUUAAGAGUUUUUAUUGCUAGGAAAAUUGGCUACAUUUUUAACUCCAUGAAUUGGCACUGGCUUGAAUAUCUGCUCAUAAUCAGUAAGUGGUUGGUAAUUUAGUCUAACAUAUUUGAAUACACAUUUAAGGUAACUGCUAAUGAGGUGAUCUAGUGUUUAGCAAAUUAAAAAUACUGUGCAGAGUGCACCAUGGUCUCCAUUAGCACUCCAAGACACAAAAUAGUUUUAUUAGUAACAAUUUAAAACAUUUGCUUAGUGAUUUCAUUAAAUGAUGUGCAGAUUAGUGUGUACUGUCUUUUUUAAGACUUGUAAACUCCAUUUUAUUUUUCGAGAUUCUUGGUCCUAAGGCUCAGCAUGUAUGCACAAUUGUAAAUAGCCUGUGCGAGAACUGAUAGGAUGUUGCUAGCUGGUCUAGUUGAAACAUGAAAUUACAAGAGUAGCUUACCUUCCAGGACCUAGUUUAGAUUGGCUAAUGGUUUAUGUAUCUUUAAGGAUCUGAGAUGUAGUUCACAACUCCUGUGGUGGUUUUGCAUAUCCCUAAAAAAAAUAAUGGAAAAAUUACAUUGUCUCCAAAAAAAAUUGUUCAAGCCUUUGCUUAGUGUAAAUGUGUUAAACCAUGUGUUAGUGUCCUAAGUUGUUUUAAAGCAUUUUAAGGUAAAAUGUGAAAAAUUAGUUUUAAGAUUUCACAGAAAUGAACAGGUACCUUUGAGUUCUUAGUGCUUAUGAAUCUGUGACAUUAACACUCACUCACAAAAUUGUCAUACAGGUCACUGUUGUACUUUUCAUAGUGUAGUUUUAUUUGACUCAAAAAUGGCUUAAUUGGCAUUUAAGCAUAAAUGUUGAACCGGGAUCUUUGUUUUAUUUUCAGUCAGUUUUCUGCAUUCAUCUCUGAAUUAAUGCCUGGGUCAUGAAAGGGUACCACUAAAAUCAACCAUAAGAGAAAAAUCACACAACUUGUCACACUUUCAUCUUCUGUACUGCCAAGGUUGCAAUUUGGCCUUGUGUGAAUGCCUUUUAACUAUAUCCAACAGUUGUUUAGCAACAGGCAGCUGGCAACAAGUUGUCAUGAAAGGCCUGCCUCUAAAGCCCUGGUGUUCUGAAGGGAAUGUGCUGAGCCAAAGUCCUGGUCUAACCAGGCUUAGAACAGCUCUAAUGCUAACCCACGCCUGUAUUCCAGUGAUGCACCCUGUAUCUACUACUGUAUUAGUGUAUUCUCACAAGUGCUACUGUUGAUUCCUGAUAUUUCACAGCUGAGCUACAUAAGAAAAGCUGUUCAGAUCUGUGGAUUAAUGUCUGUGUUGUGACUUUUUAUUUUUUGUAGAAGAAUGUGAUUUGAUUGUUCAUGCUUGUGUUGCUGGUUGAGAUAUUGAGAUGAAAAAGAAUGCAGAAAAUGUGUCAAAUGAAAGGAAAUAAAAUUCUGAUAACCCUGA
Electrophorus electricus (electric eel) is the source of this 4925-nucleotide messenger RNA. Its product is annotated as aconitate hydratase, mitochondrial-like. Gene Ontology annotation, molecular function: 4 iron, 4 sulfur cluster binding; aconitate hydratase activity. Gene Ontology annotation, biological process: tricarboxylic acid cycle. Lineage: Eukaryota; Metazoa; Chordata; Actinopteri; Gymnotiformes; Gymnotidae. Gene Ontology annotation, cellular component: mitochondrion; cytosol. The record is from RefSeq and is a predicted model, not a curated record.